This is a messenger RNA of Colletotrichum scovillei, 1705 nucleotides long. Its product is annotated as deoxyhypusine synthase. Gene Ontology annotation, biological process: peptidyl-hypusine biosynthetic process. Gene Ontology annotation, cellular component: cytoplasm. The coding region runs from base 387 to 1457 and encodes 356 amino acids. The record is from RefSeq and is a predicted model, not a curated record. The transcript is spliced from 3 exons. Gene Ontology annotation, molecular function: deoxyhypusine synthase activity. NCBI's taxonomy places the organism in Eukaryota, Fungi, Ascomycota, Sordariomycetes, Glomerellales, Glomerellaceae.
UGGAGUCAUCCCAUGCCCGCCCGGAUGGAGCCAUUCUGAAGUGUGUACCUGUGUGUGUGGAUGGUCACUUUUUUUUUCCACGCCAGCUCCAAUAUACCGUCAAAGUUCCUCGUUCCCUGGUUGCUAAGAACGAAAAGAGUACGGAUAAAGACACCUUAUUUUUGGGGGGUUGAAACAGCCACAGGGUUCUUGUCUGAUAGCCAUACACAAUUCUCCGCGAUUCGUGUUUCCACUAUUUGCUAUAGAUCGCCACUCCCCUCACUGGUAUGUACCUUUGUGCGGUGGGCUUGAGACAAUCUCACUUUUGAGAUCCCUCACAUUUGCAACUCAACUGUAGCCUGUUUUUGGUGCGCCUUCCUCAUUCGUUCAUUUACAGAAAAUACAUCAUGGCAUCUCAAGAGAACACCAACGCCCCGCCGGCGGCAGCAACCGAUGCGGUCCUUGUCGUCUCGGAAGAAAUGCCCGAAGGCGCACAGAAAGUCGAGGAGUUGGACUUUGAUGAUAUCAAGGGCCCGAUCACCGCCGAGAGUCUCUACAAUGGUAUGAGAUUCAUGGGUUUCCAAGCCUCAUCUCUGACCGAGUCCAUCCGGAUCAUCAAUGACAUGAGGGCCUGGAGAGACCCAGAAACCGGCGACAAGACCACCAUCUUCCUGGGCUACACCUCCAACAUGAUCUCCUCCGGCAUGCGCGGCGUCUUCCGGUGGCUGGUCAAGCACAAGCACGUCUCCGCCAUCGUCACCACCGCCGGCGGCAUCGAGGAGGACUUUAUUAAGUGCCUGGGCGACACCUACAUGUCGUCCUUUAGCGCCGACGGCGAAGGCCUGCGCAAAAAGGGCCAGAACAGAAUCGGCAACCUCGUCGUCCCGAACUCCAACUACCGCGCCUUCGAGGACUGGGUCGUGCCCAUCUUUGACAAGAUGUACGAGGAGCAGGAGGCCAGCAAGGGCACCGACGACGAGAUCAACUGGACGCCCUCCAAGAUGAUCCACCGCCUCGGCAAGGAGAUCAACGACGAGCGCUCCGUCUACUACUGGGCGUGGAAGAACGACAUCCCCGUCUUCUGCCCCGCGCUCACGGACGGGAGCUUGGGCGAUAUGCUGUACUUUCACACCUUCAAGACCUCGCCUGGCCAGCUCAAGUGCGACAUCGUCGAGGAUAUCCGAAAGAUCAACACCAUCUCGGUGCGCGCCAAGAGGGCGGGCAUGAUUAUCUUGGGUGGCGGCGUCAUCAAGCAUCACAUUGCGAACGCCUGCCUGAUGCGCAACGGCGCCGAGUCGGCCGUGUACAUCAACACUGGCCAGGAGUUUGAUGGAAGCGAUGCGGGCGCCAGGCCGGAUGAGGCCGUUUCCUGGGGAAAGAUCAAGAUUGGCGCCGAUGCCGUCAAGGUCUAUGCGGACGCCACUUUGGUAUUCCCGUUCAUUGUUGCAAAUACUUUUGCCAAAGACAAAUCAUCAUAGACAUAACAAGCGGGAAAGAGACAAGAAAAGCAAUUACAUCGUACACCUAAGAGCCGCCACAUGUUGUUUCUGGGACUGGGCUUCUUACAAUACUGACUCCCACUCAGGGGACUUUGAUCUAACAUGUCCCUGACCUUCCGUCCCCUCGCAAUCUGGCCCACAUGAUUCAGCAUCAGGACCAGGGCAGCAGCACGGAAGAUCAAGCUCGUCCGGGACUGGUGAGUCGCCGCAUUCCGGGCACACCCAGG